Molecule: messenger RNA, 1145 nt
Organism: Chara braunii
Lineage: Eukaryota; Viridiplantae; Streptophyta; Charophyceae; Charales; Characeae
Source: the annotation of a GenBank genome assembly
CAGUGCCACAUCCUCAGCAGUGCCAUGUCAGCAGUGCCACGAACGCAGCAGUGCCACGUCAGCAGUGCAUCGCCACCAUGACGGUUCCAGUUUUGAGCAUGCCGGGCCAACUGGCCAGCGAGUCCAUUUCCGAGUUUCGACAGCGGAUCCAAGAUCAGCUCGCACAGAUCGAGGCUGAGGAACAGCGCCAGGCGGCAGCCAAGGCUGCCCGCCUACAGGCUGAAGUGGAGGCAGCAGCUGAAAAGCAACGGCUUCAGGCCGCAGCUGACACAGAUGCCCAGGCCUGCCACAAGCAGGCCCAAGAUCUGCUGCAGCGGCACGAAGCCACCAGAGUCGACGGGCUCAAGUUCUGGCACUUUGAACCAUCCGACGGCCACGACGAUGCAACACUAGAAGAGCAGCACAAGAAGUUUAUCUCCAAGCUUGUGACCCGGAUGGUUUACACUUGUAACCCCCUGCAUUCCGGGUUAGAGAAACAGCACCAGGAACUGGCGAAGCUCCGACAGGCAGUGCGGAACCACAAGGAUCUGCACGAGGAUGCCACACGAGCACUUCAUACCCGUGUACAGGACUUGGAGCAAGCAGCACCAAGACAAGAUGUUGGCGAACCCAGCAAUGCAGCCUCAACCCGGCAGUUGGAGCAACGACUCGACCAUGUACUAGCGAUGCUCGACAAUAUCAGCACCUUCGCCGCACCAGCCUCUAUCAGCGAGCAACUCAACACCUUCAGGAACGAGGUUCGACAACUACACCAGCCGCUCGACAACGAUGGCAGCACCAGUGCAUCGCGGCAAUACAAGAUGCCGACGUUCCGGAUCGAAAUGUUUGAUGACUAUACGCAUCAGGACCCGGUCCCCUGGUGGGAAGGCUUUACGACGGAGCUUCGGAUUCAUCAGGUCCCCGAUCACUUGUACAUCUCGGCGUUGUUCCUCAACGCCAAGGGCGGAUGCCAGAUCUGGCUUAGCCACAUCGCAACCAUUCAUGGCAGUUCAGGUCGCCGACCUGCACAAAAAGAUCUCUUGGGAAGAAUUGACGAAGGAAUGGAAGAAGCGGCUCAUUGUUGACGAAACCCAGACACUCGCCAUCAACCGCCUUUUCGCCAUGACUCAAGGCAACACUUUGACACGCGACUGGCUCAUGGAAUG